AAUAAAAAGAAGAGUAAUUCAAAAAAAUAUUGAAAUGUAAUUGAAUGGUCACCCAAAUCAAACAAUAAUUUAUCUCCCUCCAAUUCUUCUUUCAGUCAUUUACUUAUUUCUCCCUUUUAAAAAAUUAGAGUUAUUUAUUCCAAGUGUCCAUGAAGUGGUAAUGAAAGUUCAGCAUAAUUUGAUUGUACUUCGCACCAGUGACGAAGUGGAAUUCUACAAUUUAGCUUGCUCUAUUAUAUUUUCUUGGCUCCUUUAUUAGGUUUUGAGUUUGGUAAAGAUGUCCAGUUUUUAGUUGAUUCCCUUAAUGGCAGGGGGUGUUGUCACAAAAUAACUCCCUAGUUGAUUUGGAUAACAUUAUACUUUUUCUUAUGGUUUAUGAAUAUUUUAGAAUUAAAUGUGUUAAAUUUAUAAUUAAAUAGUAUAUUUGUUAAUUUCAUGGUUUACUAGAUCCGUUUAGUGUUAUAAUUAAAUAUCUAUAUCAUAAAUUUUAGAUAGUAAUGUUGGAUGUACGAGCAGCGAAGUAGGUAUUACCCACAAGUAUCUGAAUAAAAUUGGGGGAGUCUAAAAGCAUAUCACCCUAUCCACUUCAAACCUUUUGCGGUUUUACCACUACUCCCCCAUACCUAGUCAAUGCGGGGAUUCCCUUCAUUGAUUGGGUCGAGUUGGUCAGUUAUCCAUGGUUGCGGGUUUGAUUGUCAUCCCUAGCAACGAUGAAGCCACGUUAGUGAAAGUGGGUUAUGAAUGUAGGUAAACUAGAUGUAAAUUGUUUGAGAAAUAGAGUAAUUCAUAAGAUAUUAUCUCAUCUCCAAUUAUCACUGUUCAAAUGGUUUGAAUUUACAACUUUAGUUCGAAUUUCUAGCAUUGUCAAAAGAUGAUAACAAAAAAAAAUUAAAUACACGCACGGUAAAUAUUGUCAAAAGAUCAAACUGAAAGUGAAGAACACGAGAGCAUUUUUUAUCGUGGUAUCGUCAGUAUGACACUAGUCCACGGAGAGGAUCUCCCUUUUAUGUUUUAGGUUUUCUUAUUUCGUUAAUCUUCCAGUACAUCAUACAACGAUAUAAAUAGGUUGCGUUUACAACUCUAAUUUUCGAGUGGCUAUUUACAACUAAGUACCUAUAAUUAACAAAAAAAUAUACUAAAAAUUACUCAUAUGUAUUUUUUAGGUUACCAACCGAAAUCUGUAUUUCUUUUUGUUUUAUUACAGGGUCUAAAUUGUAAAAAAAGUAAUGGAACAAAAGUACAACAUAUUACAUGACCUUCGUAUAGAGUAUUUAACAUUAUUUUAAAAUAUAAAAAUUGCACACACUUUUUCUUUGUUCCCGUAGAGGUAGGGCCCAGCCCAUUAACGGGGAAAGCCGAAGACCGGGUGUAGCCGGUAGAAAAUGGACUGUAUCAAUGCAGUGGCGGCACUACAGAAUUGCCCGUGAUAGGUAAUCUAAAAUAAGUAAAUAACAUUAGACGUCUGGAAAAUUUCCCACACCCUUCCUUUCCCGUACAUGCACCUCCCCCUUCUUCUAUAUAUACACAUAUUUACUUUGUUAUCACACAUUCCCCCUCUUCUUCACCUCCAAAUAGUACUAGUACUACUCAUGGAAGCCUACUCGUCUUCCUCAUCUUCCACGUCAUCAAUGUACCUGGCCGCCGCCGCCACCAACAACGCUACCUCAGAGGAUCAUCAUCAUCAUCAGCUCCACAUCAGCAAGGCUCACCGGAAGCCGUUCCAUUCAUCUCUCCAUUCGAUUCGGAACAACACCAACAACAAGCCCAACAGGAAGCCAUACGUUGCUCCGCUGCCGCCCAACCCAGCUCCCACAGUCUACAAAGUCGACCCAAUCAACUUCAGGGACCUCGUCCAGAGCCUCACCGGAGCCGCCGCCCAGCAAGGGAGGAUUCAGAACUUGGCGCCGCCGAAGCUCGAUCUGCUGGAGAGGCCGCCGCUGCAGCAGCUUCUUCCUCCGACUAAGAGCGGCGGCGAGGAAGGGUCGCCGUUUUCGGGGCUGUUUCGGGAGUGGAUGAUGGCGGAAAGUGGUGCGGUGAAAUCACACGGCAUGAAUAUGACGAUGAUGUCAUCGUCCUACGUGGAGGAGGAUAGUAAUAAAAACGAUUAUUUUUAUAGAAAUAGUGUUACGGCGCCGGAUAGUGCGAUAACGUCGCUGGAGCUGAAUCUGCUGUCGUCGUCGCCGACUUCUCAGCAGUGUUGGUUUCCGCAGCUGUUGAGCCCAGCAGGGGGAACUUGACUGACUGGUUUCCGGUUGGGCGCAUACAUAGCUACUUUUAAGUUACUUGCAUCUCCGUUGAAAUAUGAUGGAGGUUGCGGUGGCAGAAAACGCUGCUAAUAGUUUGCUUUGACGGAAACAUAUAUAGUUCUUUAUUCUCUCCUUUGUAAUGGUUUUGAAUAAUUGCAGCAUUUUACACCAUUACUUAAUCGUUCUUAGAUUAAGUAUAAACAUUUUGUGAUUAUCGGUUGGGACGCGGGAUCCAUUGAAUUUGUUCCGGUGAUCGGGUGCCAAAUGAGGUGGAUUUUAGGGGCUGACUUGAUAGGAUGCUAACAAUGCUUGGAUUGUCAUCACAAAAAUCAUUUUCAAUAAGGUGAGUGGAUAAAAAACAACGAAAUUUACAUUAAAUCAAAAUGCGAUCAAUCAGUCAACCUAUUCUCAUUUCCUUCGUCCUGUUAUUUCUUCUCCAUCGUGAUUUCAGACCUUUGAUCGCAAAAGGUGAUAUAGCCUAACGGUGAAACAGUUGGUCUGGUUGGCUCAGAAUGUAUGAGGUCCUGAGUUCGAUCCUAGCAGCGUCGUUUGUGUGUUCCCGGAGGCAUGCCUGAAUGUCGGGGACGAAGUGCCCGAUGUUGUGUCUUGUACAUGUGUCUGUCACGUGUGGGGUUGAGGUUCCUAAGUUAUCAAAAGACCUUUGAUCAGACGGUGCUGCUCCGCCGUGUUGACAGCCUCACUUUUCGCUCUCCCUCCACUGAGUACCUUCUCUUUCUCUCUCUAAAUGAAGAAGCUAAAUUUGGGACGAGAUAUGGUGACAACCCCCUAAGGGGGUUGUGAAUUUGACAACCCACUUUAUAGCGGCCAUUAGAUGUAUUCUCUCUCCUGUCAUUUUUAAAUUGAAGGUUGAGAUGAAAAGAAGGGUGUUUUUUAGAUGAAAAAAACUUACCACACCCAAUCAUUCUCCCUCCCAUAUAAAAUAAUAAAACGCUAAUCUAACUCAUACCAACUUCACAGUCGUUCACCUCCUUCUUCCCUUCUUCCCUCUCUUCCGCGGACGAUGCCGCCACUGCAUCUCCCUCUUCCUCUCCCAUGCCCACCGCCGCCCCUGAUCUCCGCCGCGCCGGCUGUCCCUGCCGCUCUGUCGCACCCACUGUCCCUAUCGCUCCUGCCGCGAUACGUUGCCCCUGCCGCCCCUACGCUCGUCAUCGUGCCACGCUGCCCUAGCCGCCAUUUUUACGCCGCCGCCGCGAGGUCAAUGACUCUUCCCUGCCUCCCUAUUUUUUUCCACAUCUGUGAUUUUUCAGAAUUCCAGAUCUGGUUUUUUGUGUUAGUCUCUACUGGUAUGUACCAGUGAGCACUGGUAGGGUACCACUACCACUGGUAGAGCUACUGGUACGCUAUCACUACUCACCGGUACGUACCAGUGACUCUCCUUUUCUAGAUCUGUUUUUUCCGACUAACCAGUGACCCCCCUUUUCUAGAUCUGUUUUUUCCGACUAGUGGUACCAUUUUUCUUCUAGUAGCAUACCAGUGAUAGUGGUAGCAUACCACUAUCAUCUUGUACCACUACCAUAUGGUUUUUUGUGUUACUCUCUACUGGUAGCGCUACUAGUGCUAGUGGUACGAUACCAGAUGAUAGUUGUAACAUUGUACUGAUAGCGUACCACUAGAAAAAAUCAAUACUAGGAGAAUAAUGAACUGGUACACUUUUUAACGUAUUGGUACAUUUUUUCAUGUUGCUAGAGAAAGUCAAAAAUUUCGUUGGAGGAAGUCUGCCGAAAGGAUUUCACCAGCGGUCGAUGCGGAUUGACUGUUGGAAAAAGAAAGAGAGAUCUAAAGAGAUAUAAAUGUAUAGAAUUUAA
This is a messenger RNA of Linum trigynum, 4072 nucleotides long. Lineage: Eukaryota; Viridiplantae; Streptophyta; Magnoliopsida; Malpighiales; Linaceae. The record is from the annotation of a GenBank genome assembly.